CACCACUCACCACGACUGUCAUUCRUAUUUGUCGGUGCUAUAGUGAUACGUAGGUAUGUGUCGUAUCUCGAAAAUUUAUAUUUAGUACCUAUUUUGUUUAAAGUAGGUCUUCGUUAAUAUUGUAUUACGAAUGUCAACGUUAAUUUCGAAAUUGAGGUUAGGAAAAUACACAUUAAUCGACAAUCGUUGUUUCGUUAAAAAAACCACACAUCCGUACCAAAAACGACCGACAGCUGUAUCAUCUUUUAAUUAAUUGCAAUUUCAUUGGAGAAUUGUAAAUUUCAUUUCAUUUGUCAUAAUUUUUUAACGGCUCGAGUUCAUUAAUUUUCCAUAUUUGUAUUUUGUUGUCUUGAGUUUUGUCAACAAUAUGCCUUCYAACUUUUGUAAUGAAUCUAUUCGGUCAUGUGCAUACUAUAGACCUCCCCACUUGCGAAAUGGAUGUGUAGGAACCAAAGUAGAAACUGUAGAUUCGGUGAACAAUAUUACUUCCAAUUGUKUGAAUAAUAAUAAUUCAAAGGAGAAGAAUAAUAACGUACCAAAUUCGUCAAAUAAAGAUUCAUUUAUCAAGUUAUAUGUACCACCUGCUAAACGUAAUUUGAACAAUACGGCCAAUGUUGUAGGUCUAUCUAAGUAUUUUGAUUGUAAAUUCAAGGGCUCUCGCACAGAAUACUCAAAAAAGCUUGAAGAAUCAACUACUGUGUAUGUUGGUCAUUUAAAUUUGCUUUCAACUGAAGUGGAGGUCCAUAAGCUAUUUUCAGAGGCAGGAAAAAUAAAAAACAUUAUCAUGGGAUUGGAUAAACAAACAUUAGGUCCUGGUGGAUUUUGCUUCAUUGAAUAUGAAACAAGAGCAGGUACUGAAAAUUGCAUGAAGAAACUGAAUGGAACAUUAUUACACGGAAAGCAGUUGAUAGUCGAUUGGGAUGCUGGCUUUAUUGAAGGACGUCAAUAUAGACGGGUUAGAAGGAAUCAACAAAGGUCCUAUGUGUGUCCAACCACUCAAAAAUAAACAUUGUAGAUUCUCAUUUCAAGAAUAAAGAAGAGGACUAUACUUUAUAAAAAGGAGAGCAUUUUUUUUUUUUAUCGACAUKAAAUUUUUGUUUUAAAUUAUCUAUUUCUGUUUUAUAAAUUAUAUUAUAUUUUGAAUUUACCAUCUAAUGAGAAAGUAUCAUUUAAUAACCAUGUUUACGUCAUCCUAAUGAGGUCUU
Molecule: messenger RNA, 1205 nt
Organism: Diuraphis noxia (Russian wheat aphid)
Lineage: Eukaryota; Metazoa; Arthropoda; Insecta; Hemiptera; Aphididae
Product: nuclear cap-binding protein subunit 2-like
Biological process (GO): mRNA cis splicing, via spliceosome
Cellular component (GO): nuclear cap binding complex
Molecular function (GO): RNA cap binding
Source: RefSeq, a predicted model, not a curated record